AGAGAGAGAGAGAGAGGGGAGAGUGUUGUGUAUGGAUGGUGGAGAAGGGCGGCGCGUGAGAUUAUAUAACCAGGACGCAGUGGAUAAGACGAUAAACAACAGGAUAAUGCUCAGAUUCCGGCCGAUUGCACCGAAACCAGCCGCUGGGGAUCUGAAUCACGAGGCGAAUCAAAUAGAGAGCAAGAACAAGCCGUUAAACCAGAGAAGAUCGAAAAGAAAGUACGUUAGGGUUCGGAAAAACCUGCGAAAGAAAAAGGUAACUGUAAAUGAUCAUGAGAAAGGUUACAACGAUGGUGCAAGCGAUAAUAAUAAGGUCACCACUCUACAGCUGUUUCCUGAGAGAAGGGAUUGUCUGGAAGAGCAGUCCACCAGCAGGAAGAAUGGAUCUUGGUUAAGUUUUGGUGCAGAUAAUUUUGUCCACCUUCAAGAGAUCAAUAUGCAAGAUAAAACUGAGCCGUUGAUCAGUUUGACGAGUAGAGUGAUGGAUUCAGAUCAGAUGCCGACGCCCAAAAUCAUCUCGCCUGAAAAGAGGGUAGCGGAGGAGUCGUGGGUGACGGUGGAGAGCGUGACAGACACUUGCGUGGAUGUGCAAGCGUUAGGGUGUACGGACGCAGAGAGAAUAGUCAAUCUGGAAGCGGACAAGUGUCCCGGGUUCAUAUCAGACGGUCACCAAGUCGUGCGGUGGGUUAAUGGGGCCUAUAAAAUGAUGGUGACGAUGAGGGGGAGAAAUCAUGAGGUCCCUGAUCAGGUGGUGGUGCGGUUGAUGAUGAAAGACAGACUACCUUAUGAUAUUCUCGAGUACAAGGCAUUUACGUGCAGGAUUAGGUUGAAGAACGCGUGGCAAAGGGAGAAGAUUGUGCCGUGUGAUGUAUGGAGGAUGGACGGCGGAGGUUUUGCAUGGAGACUCGACGUUGAGGCUGCACUCUGCUUGGGCCGUUAACAAUCAUCAGCUUUUAUAUGCAGGUCAAGUAUUGUAAGCAGGAGAAGGAUUUUACCAUAUAUAAAGACUCUUUGAAAGUGUAAAUACAUACAUA
This is a messenger RNA of Tripterygium wilfordii, 1034 nucleotides long. RefSeq lists its product as uncharacterized. Bases 32 to 940 code for a protein of 302 amino acids. The record is from RefSeq and is a predicted model, not a curated record. NCBI's taxonomy places the organism in Eukaryota, Viridiplantae, Streptophyta, Magnoliopsida, Celastrales, Celastraceae. The transcript has 2 exons.